Telopea speciosissima is the source of this 1125-nucleotide messenger RNA. RefSeq lists its product as uncharacterized. The coding region runs from base 1 to 1125 and encodes 374 amino acids. Gene Ontology annotation, molecular function: nucleic acid binding; RNA-DNA hybrid ribonuclease activity. The transcript has a single exon. The record is from RefSeq and is a predicted model, not a curated record. NCBI's taxonomy places the organism in Eukaryota, Viridiplantae, Streptophyta, Magnoliopsida, Proteales, Proteaceae.
AUGGGGGUGUUUACUGUAAAAUCAGCAUACAAUCUCUUAUCGAAUCUAAAUCUUGAGCGUGCUGCCACGGGUCUUUCUUCCUCUCGUGUACAUCAAUGGGAGUUGGUACCUGAGUUGGUGUGGAAACGCAUAUGGUCACUCCAAACUCUCCCAAAAAUUAAAUCUUUUUGUUGGAGAGUAUGUGCGGAAGGCGUUGCAACGGGUGAUGGUCUCCUCUCACGGCAAGUGCCUAUCGAUCCAUCGUGUCGUCGUUGUGGUGCAAACAGAGAGACAGCAGAUCACUUGCUCCUUGAGUGUCCAUUUGCCAAGGCGGUUUGGCUUGAUAGUUCCUUAUCAUAUAAACCUCCAACAAAUCAGGUACCCAAGUUCUCAGAUUGGUUGAAUAGUUGGGAUUCCUUAUAUCGCCAAAAUAAGAAAGUUGCUCGUGAAUCUCUAUCACACGCUUCUUUCUUGUGCUGGUAUCUUUGGAGAGCAAGGAAUGAUUAUGUGUUCAACACUAAAAAUUGGACACCACAAGAGAUAAUCACUGUGGCCGAGCGAGCUUUUCUUGAGUUCCAUGCUACUUCUGCUAGUGGCCAUGCAACAACAUUUACAUCUUAUUGUGCGUCUGCUGCUACUAUCAAUUGGAUAUCUCCACCGGUGGGUUAUCGUAAGGUAAAUUGUGAUGCAACAUUGAGAAAUAGAAGUUCAAAGGGGGGUCUAGGUUUCAUUUUCAGAGAUCAUAGGAGCUAUCAGGUGAAGGCAAUCUCAAUUCCACACCACUUUAAAUUGGCAGUUCGAGGUGAAGCUAUUGUAAUUCGAUGUGCUCUUAUAGAAGCUGUGGCUGUUGGUUUCGCUAAUCUUCAAGUGGAAUCAGAUUGCAAGGAGGUGAUCGACUAUAUCCAUGACCAAAACCAACAUCCACUCUAUGAAUUUUCUACCAUUAUUUCAGAUAUUAGGAGAUUAUCCUCCUCUUUUGAUUUCAUUUCAUUUCGAUGUAUUCCACGGGCUAUGAACGGUAUUUCAGAUGCCCUAGCUAGGAAGGCCCUGUCUAUUAUGUGUAUGACAGAUUGGCCAAAUUCCACUCCGUGGCUUCAUGAUCUUUGUGAAUCUGAAGCUUUAGGUUGUACACAUACUAUCCUUUAA